Messenger RNA from Dictyostelium purpureum, 1886 nucleotides. RefSeq lists its product as uncharacterized. The transcript is spliced from 2 exons. The coding region runs from base 1 to 1869 and encodes 622 amino acids. NCBI's taxonomy places the organism in Eukaryota, Evosea, Eumycetozoa, Dictyosteliales, Dictyosteliaceae. The record is from RefSeq and is a predicted model, not a curated record.
AUGAUUAAUAAUAAUAAUUGUAGUAAUAAUAAAAUUGAUACAGCAAUAUAUUUUGAUAAUAAUAAAUUAUUAGAUUUUAAAGUUAAAGAUGUAAAUACUAAUUUAGAAAAAUUAAGAGAAUCACUUGGUGAUUUAGUACCAUACUGUAAUGUGUUUAUUGGAAAGGAUGGUCCAAUAGAUUCGGAGCAAGAAGAAUUUACCAAGGUUUCUGAUGUAUUAAUAGGCGGAGCAAUUCAUUUUAAAACUCAAGAUUCUAUUUCCCGUGAUGCAAUUCAAGUAAAGACUGCAAGAAAAGUUAAUGCAAAAUCACACCCCGAGCUAGCAAAUGCAAACACUGCUGUACUAUCUAGUCCAAUAGUCGAUGCAACAUCUUGCACUGUUGUUGCUGAGCAAUCAAAUGCUGUUGUUACUUCUGCAGGCCUUAAUGUUACAACUACUGCCACAGCAAAUGCCACUAAUGUCGGAACUAUAGCCACAACACAACAAAUACCUUUGUGCAAUAAUGUUUUAAAUGAAGACGGCGCAAGUAAAAUGGGUAUCAGUUUAAAAAAUAUUAAUGUGGAAGAAAAUCGUAAAAAAAUUUUUGAAUACUGCAAAAAUCUUCCACUUAAAUAUUCAAUUGAUCCCGAAACCUUCCAAGAUAGAUAUGAAAUAGUUCAAUGGGAUUUAAACAAUGCAUUAAUUUUUCCACCACAGGAAACAUUAUCUUUUAUGACCAAAUCAACAUUUAAUUCAAUUGAACACAAUGCACAUAAAGGUGGUCUCUACACAUGGAAUGGUACAAUGGCUCUCAAAUCAAUUUUCAAUUUCAUUAAUAAAGGUCAAGUCGAAUCUGAAAAAUCACAAAGUGUCGAAUCCAAGACUGUUUAUUCCUAUACCCAUGGUAUGAUCCCUAGACUUGAGAUUAGAAUAGAGCCUGAUUAUAUUACAUUAAAAGACAAUUUUAUUAAAUCUCUUGGAGAAGCCUCCAAAGAUUUAGGUACCCUUAAGCAGUUCUUAAAAAACAACGAAUUCUUUCCAACCAGGUACACUCUUGGUGGGAAAAUAUCAUCAACCGGCUAUAAAAAGGACUGUGCAGAGAGUGAUAAGGAGUCCUUUGGUUUUACUCUCGAAAAUCGUUUCAAGUUUAGCUUUCACGAUCCCAUCGAUUUGGACUUUGGUUUUAAUGUAGACAAUAAAAGUGAUAGUGGUACCAAAAUUACAGGAAACUAUUUAUUUGACGAGAAAAGAGUUAGUGGUGGUGACAGAACUCUCAAGGAUGAUUUUGGCAAAUAUAUAUUAUCAUUAGAAAAUAUUCAAGAUUGUUCAAUCAUUGAAAUAGGUAACCUUUGUUCAAUUUGGACCAUAUUAAAAAAUCAAAAUAGAGAUCUACAUGAUAAAUGUAUUAAUCUUUUAAACAGUGAAGCAAAAACAGUUAAUAUUCAAGUCUAUUCAAGUGUUGAAACUAAUAAAUUCAAAGGAUAUUCAAAAUUUAUAAUCAAUGGGAAAGAAAUAGAUUGUGGUAAUAAUCAAGGUUUUAAUGUUGUAAUAUUGGACUCAAAAGGUUUAAAUUUAGACUCAAAAUCAUUCAAUACAAGUUCAUUUUUCUUUUUUAUAAACAGCUCAAAAAAAUUUACUCGUUAUUUAAAAUCAAUCAAAGAUGGUAAAAUAAUUUUACUUUCAGUAAAUGGUGAUGGUUUCUCACAUUUAAGUGAAGAGGCACAAAAAGAAUUAAUUGAUCUUGGUAUUGACCAUGUGGAAUUUUUCGAAUCAAAUUCUUCAUUUUGUGCAAUUCUCAAAAAAGGUGAUAAGAAUAGUGUUGUUCAAAAUUCAAAAGAUUCUUCAGUUGCCUAUUGCGAAAAGAAAUUUAUAGUUAUAAAUAAAAAUUAAAUUUAAACCUUUCCCAU